CGCUCGCCUUAUGCUCCAUCAAACUAAGAGCUUUGUUAUAAGACGUUGAUCUCAAUAUUUGACGUUGUUAUAAGAGCUUUCAUUCUAUACUCAAAAAACACUUUGCUUCUUUUUGCUUCUAGAAACAAACAAUAAUGGGUGCUAACGUUUCUUCUCCAGACCAGAGGUUCCAUCAGGUAACUCACUUACGUUCCAUGAAGCCAUCAUGGACACCUCAACCUGAGAGUACUUAUCCUUUCAAAGCCAACAGUCCUGGUAUUGUGGAGAUAAAAAACAAGAAUCAGUGGAAAUCUCGGCUCAACGCUCUCAAAGAUACCAACAAGCUGCUGGUGAUCGAGUUCACAGCCAAAUGGUGCGGACCGUGUAAAUCCCUUGAACCAAAGCUUGAAGAGUUGGCAGCUAAGUUCACUGAUGUUGAGUUCGUGAAGAUUGAUGUCGAUGUGUUAAUGAGCGUGUGGAUGGAGUACAACCUUAACGCUUUGCCUGCGAUUGUAUUCAUGAAGAGAGGCAGAGAACUAGACAGGGUUGUGGGUGUGAAGGUUGAUGAGAUAGAGAGGAAGCUCCACAAGUACACACAAUCUUUCUGAUGAAAAUAUGAAGCUUCUAAUUACGUACACGCCAAACAAAACUCCUUAUCACCUUGUGCCAAUAAACAGUAUACUACUAUAUAUAAAUACUACUAUAUAUAAAUAAUUGUUUGAACCAGGAUUCAACAAAAUAAAACGUGUAUGUGAUGUAAAGGAAUUGGAUGUUGGAUUUGCUAUGUAUAUGAUCAGUGAUUUGUGUUAGUUUGGCGUGUUGGAUGUUGGAUUUGGAUUUGGAUGAUGCAUGAACCAUUAUAAUUUCUUUUA
Messenger RNA from Camelina sativa (false flax), 851 nucleotides. Its product is annotated as thioredoxin H8. The record is from RefSeq and is a predicted model, not a curated record. NCBI's taxonomy places the organism in Eukaryota, Viridiplantae, Streptophyta, Magnoliopsida, Brassicales, Brassicaceae.